AUGAUUAUAAAAUUCAUAGCGUUUGUAACUGUUAUUAGUCAAGUGAAUAGCCAAUUCUAUCAAGUUACUCGGCCAUGUCUUCAAGGAGGUAUGUCCAAAUCAAAUCCAGCCUUUGCAGUUUCACCAACAUUUGUCAAAGCUCAGAAGCAACCUCAACAGAUGUUAGCAAAUUCUAACGUAAUUUUUUCAAAUCAACCCUUUUUACAAAUUAGUCCUAUAGAAUAUACAAUAACUAGUCCCACAAGUUUGCUCCAAAGUUUGCCUCUACCUAUUGCGACCCCAGCGCCAAAACCUUGUUGUCCUCUUUCACCAAGUAUAGAAGUAUGCUUGCCGGAAGUGGAACCAGUGUUUGAUUUUACUUUGGGAUGCUUAGAUCCUAUAUUAAAAUAUUACAGCACGAUAAAUGAAGUACCAAUACCACAUAUACCACCUUGUGGCUCAAUUAAUCCUUUUCUACCUGCUGCUUCACCAGUUACUCCAGUUUCAACGGCAUUACCUUCGGAGUGUUCGUGCCACUUUCUAAAGAAAAUUUCAAUACCCCCGCCUUUCAUAUGA
Molecule: messenger RNA, 555 nt
Organism: Parnassius mnemosyne (clouded apollo)
Lineage: Eukaryota; Metazoa; Arthropoda; Insecta; Lepidoptera; Papilionidae
Source: the annotation of a GenBank genome assembly